CGGGCGCCUGUGCCAUGCGGACGCGGCCGAGGGACGGUCCCCGCGUCUGAAGUGCCCGCGGGGCAGUGAGCGGCCAGGCGGGCGGCCGGCGAUGACAGCCAUGAAGCAGCAGGAGCAGCAGCCCACCCCGGGGGCCCGAGCCGGCCCCGCGCCGCCCCCGGACCAGGAACUCGGAAGUAACAGCCCUCCACAGAGAAACUGGAAGGGAAUUGCUAUUGCCCUGCUGGUGAUUUUAGUUGUAUGCUCACUCAUCACUAUGUCAGUCAUCCUCUUAACCCCAGAUGAACUCACAAAUUCAUCAGAAACCAAACUAUCAUUAGAAGACCUCUUCAAGAAAGAUUUUUUGCUUCAUGAUCCUGAAUUUCAGUGGAUCAAUGAUACAGAUGUGGUGUAUAAAAGCGAGAAUGGACAUGUCAUUAAACUGAAUAUAGAAACAAAUGCCACCACAUUAUUAUUGGAAAACACAACCUUUGUUAUCUUCAAAGCAUCAAAACAUUCAGUUUCACCGGAUUUAAAAUAUGUUCUUCUGGCAUAUGAUGUCAAACAGAUUUUUCAUUACUCAUAUACUGCUUCCUAUGUGAUUUACAACAUACAUACUGGGGAAGUUUGGGAGCUUAAUCCUCCAGAAGUUGAGGACUCCAUCUUGCAGUACGCAGCUUGGGGAGUACAAGGACAGCAGCUGAUUUAUAUUUUUGAAAAUAAUAUCUACUAUCAACCUGAUAUAAAAAGCAGUUCGUUGCGAUUGACAUCUUCGGGAAAGGAAGGAAUUAUUUUUAAUGGGAUUGCCGACUGGUUAUAUGAAGAGGAAAUUCUGCAUUCUCACAUCGCCCACUGGUGGUCGCCAGAUGGAGAAAGGCUUGCCUUCCUGAUGAUAAAUGAUUCGUUGGUACCAAACAUGGUUGUUCCUCGGUUUACUGGAGCAUUGUAUCCCAAAGGAAAGCAGUAUCCAUACCCUAAGGCAGGUCAAGUGAACCCAACAGUCAAAUUAUAUGUUGUAAAUCUAUAUGGACCAACUCAUACUUUGGAACUUAUGCCACCUGAUAGUUUUAAAUCAAGAGAAUACUAUAUCACUAUGGUCAAAUGGGUGAGCAAUACCAAGACGGUGGUGAGAUGGUUAAACCGACCUCAGAACAUCUCAGUCCUCACUGUCUGUGAGACCACAACAGGUGCUUGUAGUAGAAAAUACGAGAUGACAUCAGAUACAUGGCUCUCAAAGCAGAAUGAAGAACCUGUAUUUUCUAGAGAUGGCAGCAAAUUCUUUAUGACUGUUCCAGUUAAGCAAGGGGGACGUGGAGAAUUUCACCACAUAGCUAUGUUCUUUGUCCAGAGUAAAAGUGAGCAAAUUACUGUGCGGCACCUAACAUCAGGAAAUUGGGAAGUGAUAAAGAUUUUGGCAUAUGAUGAAACUACUCAAAAAAUUUAUUUUCUGAGCACUGAAUCUUCUUCCAGAGGGAGACAGCUAUACAGUGCUUCUACUGAAGGAUUAUUGAAUCGUCAAUGCAUUUCAUGUAACUUCAUGAAAGAAGAAUGUACAUAUUUUGAUGCUAGUUUUAGUCCCAUGAAUCAACAUUUCCUAUUACUCUGUAAAGGUCCAGGGGUUCCUGUCAUCAGUCUACAUAGCACAGAUAAUCCAUCAAAAUAUUUUGUAUUGGAAGGCAAUUCUAUGCUGAAGGAAGCUAUCCAGAAGAAGAAGAUAGUAAAGUCAGAAAUUAAAAUGCUUCAUAUUGAUGACUAUGAACUUCCUUUACAGUUGUCCUUUCCCAAAGAUUUUACGGACCGAAACCAGUAUGCUCUUCUCUUAAUAAUGGAUGAAGAACCAGGAGGACAGCUGGUUACAGAUAAGUUCCACAUAGACUGGGAUUCAGUACUUAUUGACACUGAUAAUGUCAUCAUAGCAAGAUUUGAUGGCAGAGGAAGUGGAUUCCAGGGCCUAAAAAUUUUACAGGAGAUUCAUCGAAGGUUAGGUUCAGUGGAAGUAAAGGACCAAAUAGCAGCUGUAAAAUUUUUAUUAAAGCAACCAUACAUUGACUCUAAGAGAUUAAGCAUUUUUGGAAAGGGAUAUGGUGGAUAUAUUGCUUCAAUGAUCUUAAAAUCAGAUGAGAAGUUAUUUAAAUGUGGAUCUGUGAUAGCUCCUAUCAUAGACUUGAAAUUGUAUGCAUCAGCUUUCUCUGAAAAAUACCUUGGUAUGCCAUCUAAAGAAGAAAGCACUUAUCAGGCAUCAAGUGUGUUACAUAACAUCCAUGGCUUAAAAGAAGAAAACAUAUUAAUAAUUCAUGGUACCGCUGAUGCAAAAGUUCAUUUUCAGCACUCAGCAGAAUUAAUCAAACACCUAAUCAAAGCUGGAGUGAAUUAUACUAUGCAGAUCUACCCAGAUGAAGGCCAUAACAUAUCUGAGAAAAGCAAGUAUCAUCUCUACAGCACAAUCCUCAGAUUCUUCAGUGAUUGUUUAAAAGAAGAAAUACCCGUGUUACCACAGGAGCCAGAAGAAGAUGAAUAACGGACCCUAUUUAUAUAAAACUGAAGGGGAUAUCAAGGCUCAAUGAAACGUAGCCAAGAGACUGUCAUAUUGUAGAUGAUCCAGAAUUUCAAAGGCAGCUUAAGGAGAUGACAUUAGAACAGCACACUCAGAGACAAUGAACUAGAAUUUGAAUACAGAAGUCCGAGUCUACUGUUUUGCUAAGGGUGCAGAACCUGGUUUUUGUGUGUGUGUGUGUGUAAGGAAGGUCAAGGGUUGGUUCCUGGGAGAAAUUAGUUUUGCAUUAAAGUAGCAGUAGUGCAUGUUUUCUUCUGUUAUCCCCCUAUUUGUUCUGUAACAAGUUGCUUCAUUUUAAUUUUGAUGAACACCAUGAUCUUUGCAUAUAAUGCACAACUUAUCAAUACUACAAUCCCUGAUCUUUGAUGGCUGAGCUGCAAUCUAACACUUUACUGUACCUUUACAAUAAGUGCAAUUCCUUCAUUGUUUACUAUUAUGCUUAAGAAAAUAUUAGUUAAUAAAAAUCAGAUUAUUUUAUGUAAUUUCUGUUUAUAAAAAGACAUUAUUAAAUGGGUCAAGGUCAUGUAGAAAUAUGGACUUCAGCACCUUCCAAAGUUCAGCCUGUUAUCGGUAGAUACAAUAGUCUUAAAUCAAUACUCGACUGUAUGUCUCACAGUAUGUAUAGACAUACGUGCGUACAGAGUCAAUCGAUCUAACUUUACCUGUUAUUCAAGCUACAAAGGAUAAACUUUUGAUGAAUUAGAAGAAAUGCGCUUUUGUGCAGGCUGUAAUGGAUGCUUUGUUUAAUGAGCCAAAUAUGAUGAAACAUUAUUUUCCAAUUCAAAUUCUAGCUGUUGCUUUCUUAUAAAUGUUUGGGUUGUGUUGGUAUUGUUUUUAGUGGUUAAUAGUUUUCUAGUUGCAAUUUAAUUUUUUGAAUAUGAAUCUUGUCACAUGUAAAUUAGAUACUUAAAUAUUAAAUUAUAGUUUCUGAUAAAGAAAUUUUGUUAACAAUGCAAUGCCACUGAGUGCUAUUUUGCUCUUUUGGUGAAGAAGGCUUUUUUAAAAACCCUUGUCCUUUUACUUCUAUCUCUAGAUGCAGAAUCAAUUCUCAUUUUCAUUGUAAAAGUGAAGAGCUGCAUUAUUUCACUUGUCAGUCCCUAUUUAGUAUUCCAUACCCACUCAAUUCAUCGGUUACUGUUUAAUUUAAAUCCUUCUGGUGAGAAUUAGAAAUGAAAUAUUUUUUAUUCAUUGGCCGAAAAGGCCACAAACAGCAGUGUUUGCUAUUUAAUUUGAGUCAAAGGCACAAAAUGCAUUAAUUCCUGUGCUGUGCUGACUUGCAGUAGUAAGUAACCGAGAGUGUGAAAUGAUCUUGACUAUAUAAAGUCAAAUUUAAGUAAUGAGAAUAUUAAUGUUGGCGACUAAAGUUAAAGAGUAUCUUCUCACUCUGCCUGAGGGAUAUUCUAAAAAAUGUUUAAAGGUCUGUAACUAGGCUUAGGAACUCAGAUAAAUCUAGGAAGUGUACUAAGAUUUUGUGGUUUGAAAAAAUUUCUUAAGACAGACUGAAUGAUCAAGCCUUCAGAACACCAGGAGGAAAUUUUAAAAUGUCACAGAAUUGCUUAGUAACCCCAUUUUUUUGUGAAAGAAUCAAUCUAAAAAUCUGGGAAUUUGAAAAAAAACAUAAAUCGUUUUUCGAGUAUUCCACUUCUCUUCUGAAUGCUUUGAAAUAUUGUCUUUACUACACUGGAUUCAAUUUAAAAUAGGGAAAGGCUCUCUUUUUUGAAAGACCAAUUUCAGGUCUUUUUCAAGAAUGGCAAACACAUUUUUACAAAAAUGAGUUGUAAUGUUUAAAAGGAAAGUUUGCCUAUUUUAUUAAGAUGGAAAUUUCCUUUUAUUGUGAUUUGAAGUUCAACUGAAGCUUUUUAAUCAACAUUUUAAAUUGCAAAUUCUAGAAUUUUCUAUUAUGCAAUUAAUUAUGUUGUCUUGAAAGAUGUGGUUUUAUUGAAUGUCUAUUUAAGUAACAUUUAAAAAGUAUUUACCUUUUACUGUU
Sorex fumeus (smoky shrew) is the source of this 4520-nucleotide messenger RNA. It is a transcript of the gene DPP10, whose product is annotated as dipeptidyl peptidase like 10. The record is from RefSeq and is a predicted model, not a curated record. The transcript is spliced from 26 exons. Gene Ontology annotation, biological process: proteolysis. NCBI's taxonomy places the organism in Eukaryota, Metazoa, Chordata, Mammalia, Eulipotyphla, Soricidae. The coding region runs from base 92 to 2497 and encodes 801 amino acids. Gene Ontology annotation, molecular function: serine-type peptidase activity; dipeptidyl-peptidase activity.